AUGGAUUAUACUAAUUUAGGAUUUCAAACAAUCGACUUACAACACCAGCACCACAAAUGUAAAAGUCAUAAGAGAACGUUAUUUAGCAAUAAAGAAAUUUUGCUUGUGUUUGCUUUAAUUGGCGCUCUAAGCAUACCCAGAACCGGAUGCGAUGAUACGGAAAACUUUCAGAAAAACAGCAUUCUCUGUUGUCUUGUUGAAGGUCCAAGUAUGAAUGAUAAUUCAUUAAAAAAUAUUCAUCUUGAUGGAAAAUUAUUUUUCAAUUCAUAA
Molecule: messenger RNA, 270 nt
Organism: Clunio marinus
Lineage: Eukaryota; Metazoa; Arthropoda; Insecta; Diptera; Chironomidae
Source: the annotation of a GenBank genome assembly